UACAGAGCUUUCAUUUCUCAUAGUAUAUGUUCUGUGGACGGAUCAUCUUGUAAGAGAUAUUCUCUUCUUCUCUAGUCACUGAUUUUUCUUUUGAAAAUUACGGCGCGGUCUUCUUAAAUUAGAAAAUGAAAUCCAAGUUAGAUUUAUUGACUGAGCCCGCAUGGAAACAGCUACAAGAAUACUUUGACAACAAUGGCUCGAAGAUUAAUAUAUAUAAUAUGUUUCAACAGGAUCCUAAACGUUUUGAAAAAUUUAGUUUAGAACUCUCUACUCCACAAGAUGGACCAAUUCUAUUGGAUUACUCCAAGAAUAUGAUUAACAAGGAAGUACUUGAUUUAUUAUUUAACUUGGCUCGUACACGAGAAAUAGAAGCUGCGAGAAGUGCCAUGUUUAAUGGCGAAAAGAUCAAUUUCACAGAGAAUAGAGCAGUUCUACAUAUUGCUUUGCGUAAUAGAAGCAAUAUGCCGAUACUGGUAGAUGGUAAAGAUGUGAUGCCCGAUAUUAAUGCAGUAUUAGAACAUAUGAAAGAGUUUACAAACGAGAUAUUGACAAAACAAUGGAAAGGAUUUACCGGUAAACCUAUUGAAGAUGUUGUUAAUAUUGGAAUUGGAGGCUCUGAUCUUGGUCCACUUAUGGUAACUGAAGCUUUAAAAGCAUACAGCAUUGGGCCUAGAGUUCAUUUUGUUAGUAAUAUUGAUGGCACUCAUGUAGUUGAAACUCUUAAGAAGUUGAAUCCGGAGACAACUUUGUUCAUAAUAGCUUCCAAGACGUUUACAACACAGGAAACUAUAACGAAUGCAACCACUGCCAAGCAGUGGCUCUUGAAAGCAUUAAAAGAUGAAGCUGCAGUAGCCCGUCAUUUCGUAGCAUUGUCUACCAAUGAACAAAAAGUUAAAGAAUUUGGCAUCAACGUGAAAAAUAUGUUUGGCUUUUGGGACUGGGUUGGAGGACGUUAUUCAUUGUGGUCAGCUAUCGGCUUAUCAAUCUGUUUGUCAAUUGGUUUUGAUAAUUUUGAAAAACUUUUAAGUGGAGCUCACUUUAUGGAUCAACAUUUUUGUACUAUGCCGUUAGAACAAAAUGCUCCUGUCAUAUUAGCUUUACUUGGCAUAUGGUAUCAUAACUUUUACAAAGCUGAAACACACGCAUUAUUGCCAUAUGAUCAAUAUCUACAUAGAUUUGCAGCUUACUUUCAGCAAGGCGAUAUGGAAAGUAAUGGAAAAUAUAUUACUCGCUCUGGAAAGGCUGUAAAUUACUCCACUGGCCCAAUUGUGUGGGGAGAACCAGGUACUAAUGGACAACAUGCAUUCUAUCAAUUAUUGCACCAAGGUACAAGACUUGUACCGGCAGAUUUUAUAAUUCCCGUUCAAUCUCAAAAUCAGAUUGAUCCACAUCAUACAAUUUUACUUGCUAACUUCUUUGCGCAAACUGAAGCUCUAAUGAAAGGCAAAAACGAGAAUGAAGCUCGAGCCGAAUUGCAAAAAUCAGGAUUAAGCGUUGAACAAAUAGAGUUAUUAUUACCACAUAAGUUGUUUGAAGGUAACAGACCGACAAACAGCAUUGUAGUAAAAAAACUAACACCUUUCAUUCUUGGUGCUUUGAUUGCGAUGUACGAACAUAAAAUUUUCGUACAGGGUAUCAUUUGGGAUAUCAAUUCAUACGAUCAAUGGGGGGUGGAGUUGGGAAAACAACUAGCUAAAGUCAUUGAACCAGAACUAGCUAGCGAGGAAAAUGUUACAACGCAUGAUGCAUCGACUAAUGGCUUGAUAGCAUUCGCUAAACGUUACAGAGCCUAAAUAUAUUAUUCAGGCUACGUUUUUGUUAUAAGAUGUUUAAAAUAGAUGUGUCAGACAUAAAAAGCUUGUUCCAAGUAACAUUAUAUAUCAGAGUUUAUGUAUACUUAGCAUAGUUGAGGAAAAAAGGCAUAUUUAACAUAGUUGAGAAAAAAGGCAUAUUUAACAUAGUUGAGGAAAAAAGGUACAAACAUGCAGCUUAGACAUUUUUAAGAUAUUUUUAAGAUUCUUAAUUUCUCAUAUGUUAGGUUAUGAUGUCUAAGUGAUAUAAAGUCUGCUUCAAAAUGUAUUAAAAAUUUAUAGUUUAUGCUAUAUACAUGAUACAGAUUUUCAAUAUUAUUAAUACAUUAUGGAGUGCGCCUUUAAAUGCCUGUGGCAUGCAUAACUAAUGUAUUUUGCUGCAUAGAAAAAGAAAUAAUAAUUUAAUGUUACGAUAUUGUAAUAAAGUCAAAAUUGGCUAGAAAAGUUUAUCGGGUGAAAAAACCAUAAAUUUCGAUUUUUACUAUUUUAGAUCCAAUGAAAUAAACUGGUAAAAACUAUGAAACUAACAAAUAUAUAUAAGAUAUUAAAUGCUGUAAGGUCGUUAGGUAUUGAUAAGCGAGCGAAAUAAUUAGGAGAACAGUGGAGUGUCUUGGAAUAGCAGUGAGGAUGCUAGGUGUCCGAACGAGAAAUUCCGAGUUUAAAUCCCGAUCGGUUCUUAAUUUUUUCAUCGCUUACAUAUACAUGUAACACUGAAAUAUAUUUGACUUGAUUAGGCAGUGUGAGGGCGUACGGGUGUAUGUAUGAAGAUAGACCGAGGUUGAGUAUGAGUGUUUUGUAUAUUAAAAAGAAUUAAGAAAGUAAAGAGGUAUGAGCUAUAGAGAUAGGGGACUAGAGAAGACGGAAAUUGGAGGUAGAGGAUAAAAGAAUUUGCGGAUAUUGGAAGAUAUAGAAGAAAGGAACAAGAAUAGGUAAGGGCGGACAAUGAACCGGGAGAAUCCGGGAGGGCCAGUAAUGUAGGAAGGCAACGGAAUUAAACACAAAAGAAAAAUAUAAAUGGUGACGGUGUGCAAAGUAAAAGAGUUUUAGGAGAAAAGUAGAGAAAUUUAUUGAAGAAGGAGAAAAAGGAAAUCUGUUAAUAAAGAGGGAUAUUAAUAUAAGAACUGGCAAGUUAGGCGGUAGAGAUACAGGGAGAAAUAGCUAUAGGAAGGCUAAAGUGACAGGUAAUACAAGGAAUCUGGCAGAAUGGUUUAUGAAGAGAGGAUGGCAUAUUGUGAAAUUGUGAAUAAAAGAAUGGAAGGAGAUUAGAAGGAGGUACGAUUGCAUAGAGGUACGGAGGAGAAAAAUGAUAUUAUAGGAAAGAAAAACGUAGCAAAGAAAAAUUGUAAAUUAGAAUGUAGAAUAAGAAGAGGAUUAGGUAUAAAUUUAAGUAAAAAUGUAGGUAUUGUAGAAGUAAAUUAAAGGUAUGGAUAAAUGUACCCUAUGAUCAGAAA
Solenopsis invicta (red fire ant) is the source of this 3262-nucleotide messenger RNA. RefSeq names its product glucose-6-phosphate isomerase (gene Pgi). Lineage: Eukaryota; Metazoa; Arthropoda; Insecta; Hymenoptera; Formicidae. The transcript is spliced from 11 exons. The coding region runs from base 126 to 1793 and encodes 555 amino acids. Gene Ontology annotation, biological process: glucose 6-phosphate metabolic process; glycolytic process; gluconeogenesis. The record is from RefSeq and is a predicted model, not a curated record. Gene Ontology annotation, cellular component: cytosol. Gene Ontology annotation, molecular function: glucose-6-phosphate isomerase activity; monosaccharide binding; carbohydrate derivative binding.